UGCCCUCAAAUGUGGAAAAUGUUAAUAUUGAGAUUCAAUUACGUGGAUAUUCCAAUCCAGAUUUUAGACUGCCUCAGGGGAGGUUGUGUACUUGCCCUAAAGGUUCUUUUGGUGAACAUUGUAUUCAGGCGAGCUAGUCCACAACGUAAUGGUUACAAUUGCCUUACAUCUUUAACAAUUUUUGUUCUUUCUGCGAGUUCUUCUCUUAAAUAUUUCCAAACAAUUUAUAAUCCACUUAACCAAGCAGGCCAACUUAAUUUUGAGCAAGUGCCACAAAAGUUUUUGAUUGAUUCUCAACCUUCUGCUAUAGCCGUUCUAGUUUACAAUUUGGGUCCUCAAAUUGAUUCCGAUGGAAGUUUAUAUGAAACAAAUACUGUAACUCUUGUUGACAGUUUUAUUCAACCUCUAAAUUUAUUUUCUGGUUAUUCUUCUGAUAUUCGUGGACAGCAAAGUGUUAACCUUAUCGGGGAAAUAUUGGGAACUCAAUUAUCAUUUACUUAUUCUGUCUCGUGUGCCGGAGGAAUAAGUAGAGAUGGUAGACGUUUAAUGGGUCCUGGUUGUGAUUUAAAUUGUAAUACUACAUCUAUUACAACAAAUAAUGCAAUUUGUGAGAAUGUAAAAACUGGAUAUUUUAGUCAAUGUAAAUGGACUAAUGGGGGAAAUUUGGAUGUCACCAAUUGUCAAAAUUGUCCUUUUGGUGUUAAAAACAAUGCUUAUUGUGCUGAUGAACAGGGAGGAGUGUUAUAUGGGGAAGUUGUCUCAACUUUUUAUUAUAAUGGAUUUAUUAUUCUUUGUCUUGUUUCUGGUAUUUUGUUCGUUUUAUUGUUGUUAUUGUUAACUUGUUUGCUGUUUUCGAAAAGAAGCUCCAAACAAGAUAAUAACCCAAACAAAUUUCAUUCCUCAAAAAGAAGUAAUGAAUCUACCCUCCUAAAAUCAACUUUUAAUAAUCGUCCAGAACUAAUUCCAUUAAAUUCCUCAAAAGAAGAAACAAAAAAUAAUAAUAUAAAAAUAAUUCCCCCCUCGUAUAAUAAAAAUGAAAUUAAUUUAAAUCCACCCCCACCCUCCCCAUUCCCUCGAAGUAUUAAUGCAAGUACUGCAAGUAUUCCUAAUGAUAUAGUAAUUAAUGGACAACAACAACAACGUUUUCCUGUUGUUCAAAAUGGUGGAAAAUUGAGAAGUUGGUUGUUAUUUUUGGGGAAAAUGGGAGAUGGAAAAAUUGGAAAGAUAAAAACCGGAAGCGGAAGAGGCAUAAAAGGCGAACUUCGAAAAAAUAUGAAAAAUGGGUAA
This is a messenger RNA of Meloidogyne enterolobii, 1287 nucleotides long. NCBI's taxonomy places the organism in Eukaryota, Metazoa, Nematoda, Chromadorea, Rhabditida, Meloidogynidae. The record is from the annotation of a GenBank genome assembly.